Molecule: messenger RNA, 2148 nt
Organism: Plasmodium reichenowi
Lineage: Eukaryota; Apicomplexa; Aconoidasida; Haemosporida; Plasmodiidae
Exons: 1
Coding region: 1-2148 (715 amino acids)
Source: RefSeq, a predicted model, not a curated record
AUGAGAAUUUUUGGUUCUUUAAAAAGAUGGACAUACUACAGUCCAUAUGAAUAUACAUAUAUUUUAUGUAAUGAACAAAAAAGUAAAAGAAGAAAAUUUUCUUCAACAAUGUUAUAUAAUACAAGUGAGCUUCAAAACAAUAUGAUGAAGAACUUGGAAAAUAUGAAUGGUUUAAAUAUUAGUUAUGGUAUUAAGAAAAGUGUAAAAUAUGGUUAUGUAAAUAAAAAAAUGUUUGAACAUUACAACAAUUUAAUAAAAAAGUUUUAUUAUAAUUUUACAUUUGAAGAUAUUAUAUUAAUUUUACAAUCAUAUGCUUUAUGUAAAGAAAGAAAUUUCGAAGUAUAUUCUCUUUUAUCUAAUAAAUUAUUAGUUCUAUUUAAAGAUAUGAAUGAACAAGAAUAUAAUCAACAAGUAUAUAAUAAUAUUUAUAAAUAUAUUUUGGCUAGUCAGCAAUUAAAUUAUAGUGAUUAUGAAAUUAUAACUAUGUUUUUAAAAAUUAUAAAAAAUAAUUUACAUAUCUAUGGUCUAAAAAAAAUUUCUAUCAUUCUUCAUUCUUUAACAAAACUAAAAAUAUAUGAUCAACAAUUAUUAGAUAUAUCUUCAAUUUAUAUAGUAAAUAAUUUUCAACAUAUGAAAUGUAAUUAUGUUAGUCAUAUUAUAUCAGCAUACUCAAAACAAGUAAAUAUAAAAUUUUUACAAUUAUAUAUAAUGCUAUUACAAUAUAUUUAUGAAAAUAUAAAAUAUAUGGAUUCCUUAUCUAUAUAUAAUACACUUAUACAAAUCAAACCAAUCAUACAAACGAUAGACACAAAUUAUAUGUCUCUUUAUAAGACUCAAAAUGAUUAUUACACUUUGCAAAAUUUAAAGAGUAAAUCAUAUUCGUUUAGUCCAGAGGAUAAUCUAUUCCAAAAAAAAAAAAAUGAUUAUGAUAAACAUAAUAUUUAUAAUGAAUGUAGUAAUGUAUGUGAUAAGCACAGCAAAGAAGUGCUACAAAAUAAUUGUAAUAGUUACAAUAAUAACAAUACAUAUGAUCAUUUUAAUUUAAAAAAUGUACACACAUAUCAAUCCAAAGAAACACACCCACAUCCAAUUCCAUUAGUCGACACAUAUGAAAAACAUACAAACUGUAGCACCCCAAAUAACAUAAAUAAUGAAAAGCAAAAAAAUGAUGAAAAUAACCUAAAUAUAUCUUUCAAUAGUUCAAAACAUAUUUCAAACGACGAUUAUUGUCAUUUAAACGAUACAUUAAAAAUAAAUAAUAUUAAUAAGGAACAAAAUAAUUUAGAUUUAAAAAAAGAAAAAAAAAUUGUUCAAAAUAUUAUACCUUUACUAUUUUCCAAAGUAAAUAAUUGCUUAGCCUUUUUGUCAUUUAAACAGCUAGUCAAACUUACAUGUGCAUAUAAAGAAUUGAAUUAUUUUAAUUAUAUUUAUAUAUAUAAAAGGUUAUUACCAUAUCUAGCUAACAAAAUACAAAAAAAUAAAAUAAGUUUUGAAGAAUGUGUAUUACUUCUAGAAUGUUUUACCGUCUUACCAUAUGUAGAUAAUAAUAUAGACGAAAUUAUCAACAUUAUUUUAACAAACCUAGAAACACUUAUUACAUUUCAUUAUAAUUAUCUAUGUCGAAUUUUACAAUGUUUUCAACAUUUAACCAUAUAUAAUGAUAAUAUCUUAUCCAAAAUUGAUUGCAUCAUUUUUAAAAAUAAAAAAACGUUUGAACGAUAUUGUAAUUUAAAAGAUCUACACUUAUUUUUACAUUUCUAUGAAAAAAAUCCAGACGAGUGGCAGGAAAUGAUCAACUAUUUAAAACAGCUAAUUGAGCAAAACAAUAAUCCUAUUUUACAAAGUGAAGAAAAUAGCAUACAUCAAGACACCCACCAACAUGAUAGCACUAAUAAUACAAUGUCAAAUAUGAACAUUUAUAAUAUGGAUAAAAAGUUAAUAGUAUAUAAAUAUAACAAAGUGCAAAAAUGCUUUAAUGAAAAGGAAAAAAAUAUAUAUGAAGCACACACAAAUGUUCAUGAUGAUAAAAAGGAUGAGAUGGAUGGUACACCUGUACAUAUGGAAAAUUCAAAUGAUGUGCGUAAAAAGGUUUCUGACUAUAUAUAUUUCAAUACCAUGAACGAACAGAAGGAAAAGAAAAAUAUAUAA